Lates calcarifer (barramundi perch) is the source of this 4483-nucleotide messenger RNA. RefSeq names its product kazrin, periplakin interacting protein a (gene kazna). Lineage: Eukaryota; Metazoa; Chordata; Actinopteri; Centropomidae. The transcript has 10 exons. Gene Ontology annotation, molecular function: protein binding. The record is from RefSeq and is a predicted model, not a curated record. Bases 377 to 1906 code for a protein of 509 amino acids.
CUGUCUGAAGCAAGCGCCACACUGGAGCACUAAUGAGCAAGGCUGAGAGCAACCCAACACAGAUCUCCCAUCAGCUGAGGAGCAGCAGCAACUCUGACGGCAUCUGAGGCAACGAGGCAGAGGACUGAUCUGCAGUCAGCGUGGGGAAGCGGCUGUAAAAAAAAAAAAAAAAAAAAGAGGCGAAUGACAGCCCUGGGAAAGGCGUAGGAGAGGUCGUGAGGUGGCUUCAAAGGCAAAUUAGCAGCCAGUUGAUAGAGUUGAGAGGAGAGGACCGCUCCAGUGCAACAGCCCCGACCUUCCCCACGCUCGGAGGCUGACCCUCAGCGUGCUCUUUCUGAAGACGAAAGGACCUUUCCCCUCCCCGAGGAGCUCAGCCAUGGAGGAGAUGCUCACCUGCAGCCGGAGCCCUUUCUCUCAGGUGUUUGGGCGUCAGGGUCAGCUCAUGCAAGCCACUGUGCAGUCUCUGAACAGCCUGAAUGACCAGAUUGCAAACUUCAUGGUGACUGGACCCAAGUCUCUUGAGCAGGAGGAGCCUGCCUUUCCUCCCCCUGAGAAGGAGACCCUGCAGAAGUCCAUGACCCUGAUGAGGCACCUCCUCGUGGAUGCUCAGGCAAAAAUCCUGAAAAUGAUGGAUGACAACAAGCAGUUGGCCCAGCGCAUCGAUGGGGCCAUCCAGUCGGCCAGCCAGGAGGUGACCAACCUGCGGUCAGAGCUGAGCGCCACCAGCCGCAGACUUGCCGAGCUGGGGGCGACCGACUCCUCUGCCAGCAUGCUCGAGACCCUGCAGCACAACCACAACGAUCCCUCUCCCCAUGCGAGGCAGAAGCCACCGGCCGCUGACCUCAGCUACAAGACCGAAAUCAGCAGUCUCAUGGACUUCAACUCUCCAGACGCCUCCCUGGACAAGGUUCUGCUGCGUGAGGAGGUGGCCCAGCUCCAGGAGGAGGUGCACCUGCUGCGGCAGAUGAAGGACAUGUUGAGUAAGGACCUGGAGGAGACCCAGGGAGGCUGCUCGGCCGACGUGCUCUCUGCCACCGAGCUCCGCGUGCAGCUGGCUCAGAAGGAGCAGGAGCUGGACCGAGCCAAGGAGGCUCUGCAAGCCAUGAAGUCAGACCGUAAGCGUCUGAAGGCAGAGAAAGCGGACCUGGUGAACCAGAUGCAGCAGCUUUAUGCCACUCUCGAGAGCCGGGAGGAGCAGCUCCGCGACUUCAUACGCAACUAUGAGCAGCACAGAAAAGAGAGCGAGGAUGCGGUGAAGGCACUUGCCAAGGAGAAGGACCUGCUGGAGAGAGAGAAGUGGGACCUGCGGCGACAGACCAAGGAAGCCACAGAGCACACAGGGAUGCUGCGCUCUCAGCUCGACCUCAAGGAGAACCGCAUCAAGGAGCUGGAAGCUGAACUGGCCAUGGCCAAACAGUCACUAGCCACCCUGACCAAGGACGUGCCCAAGCGUCACUCUCUGGCCAUGCCCACGGAGACAGUCGUCAACGGCAACAACCAGGAGUGGGUGAUGCAGGCCGACCUUCCCCUGACUGCUGCCAUCAGACAAAGCCAGCAGACCCUGUACGUCCACGCAGGGCAUCCCACUGACAGACAAGUGGCUGCUGUGCGGGUGAGCCCGUGCCACUCGCGUCAGCCUUCCAUCAUCUCCGACGCCUCAGCAGUGGAGGGGGACCGGUCGUCCACACCCAGCGACAUCAACUCGCCGCGCCAUCGGACUCACUCCCUCUGCAAUUCCCUAGAAGAUCUGGAGGAGGCGAAGCGUAAGAAGAAGAAAGAGAAGAUGGGGCUUGGCUCUCUGUCACGUGUCUUUGCACGGGGAAAGCAGCGCAAGUCCCUCGACCCGGGUUUGUUUGAUGGUACUUCAACACCUGAUUAUUACAUAGAGGAAGAUGCAGACUGGUAAAGCACACAUGUCCGAGCGAUCCACCUGGAGAGCCGUUGUGGCAAUUAUGAGAAGACAGAAUUGUGUUGAAGCGCGAGUGUGCGUCUGUGCGUCUGUGUGUCUGUGUGAGAGGACGGGUGUGUGUUUGGUGUCAGCGUGUACAGAUAUAAUAAUGUGUGUGCCUGUGCAGUCUCACACGUAUGCAUACUUAAUGUGUGUAUGCGCGCGAGAGUGCAUGCAUGUGUGUGUCGUCCAUGGUCAGAAGCCAUGUCAGAAGCCUGAGGCGCGUCUUGCUUCGCUGAAGUGUAAACCUUAACGAGCAAAUUGCACCUGUAUGUAUGUACAGUCCUGUAAAUAGAGUGAACAGUGUAACACAGCGACCAUGUGGAUAUGUUCUAUUGUAUCUGCCCUCCAAAACGGCUGUGUUAUUGGAUCUUUUAAUUGUUCUUUACACUUUGACUUUUUGUUUUCACUCAACUGGAAACUUGAAGGACUGCUGUACUUGUAAAUAACAACAGUUGAUGUGCACACUGUGCGUGUAAAUGUCUCCUUGUCCUGAAUGCCGUUAUUUUGGACAUGUACUCCCCCUCCUCUCACUACCUUUUAACUCAAACUCCUCCCUGUUUAUUGUCCUGCUUGGUCCAUCCCCCCUCCUUCCACACUGCCAUAAUGAGAACAGUUUCCUGUAGGCAACAUGCAGACUCCUCAAAUCCACCUCCAAUUCGGUUGUACAGCACGUCCCUCAACCGCCAAGAAAACUGUGCAGAGGUGCACUCCUUGAUGUUUUCUCAAAUGAGACUUCAAAGAUGUUGCUAAGUGAGGAAUGAACUUUCUAUGCAGAACAGUUUGUUCCACAGCACCAUGACGCCAAACAGGAAAUGUAAGAAAAUGUGUUUUCUAUCUGUUACGAUAGAAGGUACAUGACCGAGGUACAUGUGUGACAUGCAUGCACAUAGUCCCAGUCCCCAAAUGCAUGUUUAACAAAACCCUACAAAACACAAAUGUCUUUCUCUGGGUAUGUUGUCCAGAAGAUCUUUUUUUUUUUUUUUUUUUUUUUAAUAAAAAAAAAAGAGAGGUCAGUUACUGAUUUCAUGAUGUUUAUUCAUGAUUUCCUACAUUUUAAAUGAAAUGAUUAGAUUUGCAAACUUGACCCUCUGCUGUUCAAAACGUGCUCCCAUUAACAGUCAAGAGCUUAACAUCCCAAACUUAAGGUAGAGUGUUUUAAUCUGCACCGACAAGGCUCUUCAUGCAAAAUUACAUUUGAAAUAGUAAAGGUUAACAAAGUCAACAGUCACAAAGAAAACCCAGCACUACACUUUGAAUGAUGAAAUAAUUAUUCCACUUAUUCAUGAGGCUUUAUGCCACUUUCUUCUUGUAGGGAUCUUACAGUCUUACUUUACAGCUUGUAGCUAUGCUUUUAUUAAUACUUAAUGAGGCUUUUGGGAGUAGAAUUAUUCUGGGAAAAGUCAAUUUAAAAAAAGAAAGCUAUUAUCUAAAAAUAAGUAAUAGCAUAAACAUCAAUUAUAUACGCAUAGUAGAUAUUAGACUGAUUAUAAAGGCUUUUCCAUACCUCACGAAUUAGGUCAUUUUACAAGAAAAUCAGAGCUUCAAUUUAGAGGCCGGAGCAUGGAGCAGACAUUGACUGAACUACUGUUACAAUAAUGAGUGCCAAUUCUGAAGGUUAAAAAUCUGAUUUAAGCGGACUAAUCUAACUGAAGCAAAUGCAUACCUUCUCCCAUGACCCAAUGAACUCAACAAAAAAAAACUUUGUUGCAAAGUUCAGGCCAUUGCUGCAAAAAGCAAUUAACUUUGUGCCAAAGGUUAAUAGCAUUUCUUCAAGCAAAAGAAUGACUACAGACAUUGGAUUAUUUUCAUCCUUUUAGUGGAUUGAGCCGGAGUCUGCACUGCCCCCCCAGGAAAUCUUUUCUCUCCCCGAUAUUAAACUAACACUGGGUAUUUGUCAGUCUCACCUGAAACACUGUAGAGUCACAGAUUACAUUGGAGCUGUAUUUUAACCACAAUGCUUGUCAAAGGAGCGUCCGCAUAAGCAGUGAGGGGAUUAUCAGUUAACCCUUAGCUCAUCCUACAUUUGGGCUCAGAUAUUGGAUUUAGAGGUGAAUUGCAGAGAUAAUUCAAAGAUAAGUCAUCAUGUAUUAAAUUGUAUGUAUAGGAACAAAGGCUCAACCAGUUUAUCUCAUUAAACAUUCAGUGAAAAUGUAAGGAAAUCUAGGCUAUUUUUUAUUUUUUCAUGUAACCAACCUUUAUGGUUCCCUGCUGAUGGGGGAAAAACAUAUCAAAUGAAAAACAUUGUAUCAUUUUAUGUUUUGAGCCACGGUCUCUUUGUUUUUUAUUUUCCACAAAUAUUUUCCUUUUUGUAGAUGAGAUAACAUUGCAGAAAUGAAAUUAAUAUUAUUAUUAAAGAGUUUUAUUUAAAGUCAAAGAUGUAGGCCUCACUGGAGGACUUCUAUUAUGAGGUCCUGAGAUGUUUAGAAGUGGCUAGUAGCGAACUUUUAAAGGCAUGGCAACAAAAUUACGCUCAAAAGAACUAAAUGAGAAAAAUAAGAUUAUUUUAAAAUGAAAUAAAUAACGUUGAAUUUC